Messenger RNA from Aspergillus pseudonomiae, 403 nucleotides. RefSeq lists its product as uncharacterized. NCBI's taxonomy places the organism in Eukaryota, Fungi, Ascomycota, Eurotiomycetes, Eurotiales, Aspergillaceae. Bases 65 to 397 code for a protein of 110 amino acids. The transcript has a single exon. The record is from RefSeq and is a predicted model, not a curated record.
GUUGAGUGAGCAUGAGUGUGAGAGCGAGCAUGAGUGUGAUUAUGAUGCUGACCCUGAGAGCGAGAUGGAGACGGUCAUUGAUGACGAGGAAUAUAUCACUACUGAUGAGGGUGAGAAUGAUAUGGCCGAUGAACUUGUCCCGGAGACCCUGGGUUGGGGUCGUAUGAAUGCUGAAAGUGGUCUGCGUCUGGAUGAGCGUGGACUUGGCCAGCGGGCUUGGGCGCUCAAAAACCGUCUGAAGUACGGGACUACCUUUCAUUGGGAUGUUGAGAACGGGGAGCCGACUUUCGACGACGUGCGAUGUCAGCUGUGGCAGAUGGUUUGCCAUGAUCUUCGUGAGAUUGAGAUUAAGCAUGGUGGUCGAGUUUACACGAAGCCUGCUCUUGGAUUUCGUUGAUUGUGG